Messenger RNA from Cutaneotrichosporon cavernicola, 4602 nucleotides. RefSeq lists its product as uncharacterized. Gene Ontology annotation, biological process: regulation of ARF protein signal transduction. The transcript is spliced from 6 exons. The record is from RefSeq and is a predicted model, not a curated record. The coding region runs from base 1 to 4602 and encodes 1533 amino acids. Lineage: Eukaryota; Fungi; Basidiomycota; Tremellomycetes; Trichosporonales; Trichosporonaceae. Gene Ontology annotation, molecular function: guanyl-nucleotide exchange factor activity.
AUGAAAGGCAAUCAAAGUAAAGCAUCGGUACCACCUUCCUCGAGUCCUCACACCACGUCACCCGUCUUCGCAGCUACCGCACCUGUCCGCAGGACCCACGAGGACUUUGAGAAGGCCCUCCUUCAUCCAGACGACGUCCUCUACUUGAGCAGUACCAGCUCGCUUCACAGCGAGAUCGAGGAAGACGACGACGGCGACGGCGACGGCGACGACGAGCUUGACGACGACGACCUCCGUCAGCGCACUACAGACGUGGUCGACAAACCUCUUGGUCCCCUCGACGACGAUUCUCCGAACACGCUCCGCCAAGCUGGCGAUAUCGAGCACGAGCUCGAUCCGCUCGAGCAUAUCCCCACUGCCGCCGACCUCCCAUCCCCCAACCUUACACCUCCCGUGGAAUCAGGUCGCACCGACUUGCAGCCACGCUCGCCCACACCCACGCCUGUCCUGAGCCGCGCUCACUCGGUUUCGGACGCGGUUAGUCGCCCGUCAAAGCGGCAGUCGCUCGAGACGGACACUGCUCCCAGCGCAUUCAAGGGCAUAAACAAAGGUCUGUACAGGAGCAUGUCUGGAUCUGCUGGACAUCCAGCUGCGUACGCUCGUCGCGAAUCUCUUUCGUCGACAAUCUCUGGAGGCAGCUCUGCUAGUGCGCAGGCUCGGGCAGCGAGGAUGGCGGCACGCAAGAACUCGACGCAGCAAUUAAGCCUCGGUCUCGAUGCGGAGAUCAAGGCCGAAGAGGCCGCGGCGAUGCCAAAGCGCCGUUCCAUCUUUCGUACAUCUGGAACGGCCUCGACUCCUGAUCUCUCUACGUUACUUCGUGGUAAGCGAUCACACGCGAAGCAACAGCAGAACAUUACCCGGCAAACGUCUGGGUCAUCUACCAAGUACUCGUCCACGCCCACCACGUCUACUUCGUCUUCUGCCAUUGCAUCACAUCUCGGCUCUGCGCUUACGGGGUCCACCAGCUCUCUCGGCCAGACAAACAGCCGCCGCCAAGUCAAUCAGUCGCUUCAGCAACCCCAACGCGGUAGUACUCAAGAGUGGGACCGUCAGUCAACGCACUCGACCAUGACCGCCCACCAUUACGGGGACCGAGAACGGGGGAUGCCGUCAAUCUCUGAGGGACAACCUGGCGUCGAACCUCUCGGUCGCCACGCGUCCGUUGACGAAGGCUCCAAGAUCAAACGUUCCAAGGGCAAGGGGAUGUUCGGCCGCAUGUUCGGAUCCUCGUCGUCAGGCAAGGAGCAUCAUGGCCCUCUGACGUCUGGCUCGCAACUGAGUUUGUCUGGACGGUCCCAAGUGGACGUUGCCUCCCCUCAAUCCUCUAGCUCGCCGCAACUCGCAUCGUCACCGCGAUUCCCAGGGAACGCACAGUACAACUUGGAGCCUCCCCCAUCGAAUGGCAAUGUCGAUCGACCACCCAUCCCACCCAGACCCGCGGUGCCAAUAGUGCCGAAGGCGGCUCUGCCUGAUGGCGACGUGCACCCAAGCGAGGCGGCCAACUUGGCUGCGCGCGCAUCCGCUGACACGAGCCGGCCCGUUCUCGUUACGCGGGUCUCACAACAAUCGGCGGUUCCGGAACAGCGCGAGGCGGAGGCGGCUGCACCAACCGUUCCCGCCAAGGUCGAGCUCGUUGCGCCGUCGCCCACGCGGACCGCGUCCAUCGCAUCUACAGUAUCUGUCCAUGAGCAGCCGCUCGCGCAGGUGCAAGUCCUGCGCCCUCCCGAGAACCCGGUCUACGAACCAGCCCCUGUCCCCAGCCGUGCCAGCUCGCGCAAGGUCACUGCCGAUGGCAACUCGCCUCGUGCGCCUGGGCGGGCGGCGUCAUCCUUCUCGGACGACGUCACGGGGCUUCUCGACCGGAUAGGCCAUACCGAGGCAGCCGCGCUGGGCAUGGCAAUAACUCACGAGCCAGAGUCCAGCGAGCACCUCCAGGUCAGUCCUGAUCGCUCAGCCAGUGUCGGUACGGCGGCGGGUGCACGGUAUCGCGCCUACGCGGUCGAGCGGUCUCCGUCGUUGGGCCACGUUCAGCGAUCUCCUGCUGGCAUUGACGACUCUCAAGUUCCAGAGCCCCUGCCCCUGCCGUCGAUGGAAAGAUCGGCAUCACCUAGCGCUCACACUGCCUCCCCAGCUGUUGUGGCUGAGACAAUCGAGCCGGAAGCCGCGCGGGACGACUCGUCAGAAACGGAUGCUCACACCGCUCCAGCACCAGCUCCUGGGCUGCGAGUGCCGUCUCCGCGUACUUCUGUUGCCGGACCGGAGGUUCCUCCAAAGAGGCCAGACCGUCAGUCUACCUGGGAGAAGCAGAAUGCGGCUAGUGCGUCGAACACUCGUCUUGACACCGACUCUCUUGCCGUUGAGGUCGCGUCUUCGGCAGGUCAGUCGUCCACCAACCUGAACGACAUCGCCGACAUUGCGGACGAGGACAAAGGGCGCCAACUGGCGAUGGAGUUCCUGGCCGGCGACGCCCUCCAUGUUCCUCCAGACAAGGUUGCCAUGUUCCUUGGUGGACCUCGCGUGGUGAACAAGACCGCGCUGCGCUAUUACAUGCAGCACUUUGACAUGCGCGGCCUCAAGCUCGACCUGGCUUUCCGCGACCUCUGCGCCAAGCUCCACCUCAAGGCCGAGUCUCAGGAGAUUGACCGCAUCAUCGAGGGCUUCUCGGCGCGCUUCUACGACUGUAAUCCCAACACGGUGUACGGCACGCCUGGCGUCGUGCAUACAGUUACUGGUGCCAUGCUCAUGCUUAACACGGAUCUGCACAUUGCGGACAUCCAGAAGCACAUGUCGCGCGCCGACUUCGUGCGAAACUCGAUGCGCGCAAUCCAGGAGAGCAUGCCGGAUCGCGAGUCGACUCCGGACCUGGUCAACGACAGCGGCAGCUUGCGCAACAUCGACUCAUUGUCAGCGAGCCACUCGGCCACGAGCGUGAGACUGCGCAACGCGGCCGGCACGCCCCGCAAUACUUCAGGCAACCUCAUAUCGCCUGCUUCUGAGCUCACUUCGACGUCGACGCAGGACUUGAGAUCUCGGGGCGCGUCCUCAACCACGGUCAACUCGUUCACGUACACCAAGGCCUGGGAGAUCGAGGCUGAAAAUGCACUGAAGGAGAUCUACUCUAACGUCCGCAACGAGCGUAUCCUGCUACCAAUAGCGGCUAUCGGCGACCCCAACAACAACUCUGCCUCAACUCUGGGAGGACUGCGCGUCGGGCCGCGUGGUGGUAUCAACGCUCUCAUGCGCCCUAACUCGAAGAACACUCCAUACAACGCCAUGUUCAGCUCGCAGGGUGACGGUAGCCUGAGCCCCACGCCGUCAUAUGCCAAUUCGAUUGGUGACCUGGCCCUCCAAGCCUCCAACCCAAUCGGCUUCGCUGGCAACCUGUCGCACACAGUUAUCCGCGAGCAGGAGGACGAGGUACACAGCAUUCGCUCGGGUGAGACGACCUCUACGGUAGAGGAGCUCAACGACGACGAGCUUGCUCUCCUCGGCGCGCCCUGGGCUAAAGAGGGAUUGCUGCAGCGCAAGAUCCAGGUCGAAGCACAUGGCCGCAAGCCACAGAAGAAGGACUGGAAGCAAUACUUUGUUGUCAUCCAGAAGGGCGACCUGUCGAUGUUCGUCUUCGGCUCUGGCGGCAGCAGCAGCAUGGGCGGUGGCACGGUCGGCGGCGGCAACUGGAUGUCGAGCGCGAACCGCCAUGGCGAGUACAGCCUCAUGCACGCCAUGGCCAUGGCGCUCCCCAAGCCGGGCUACAGUACAUCGCGGCCGCACUGCUUCACCGUCACGUUCCCGAACGGCGAGAUAAGCGUGUUCCAGGCGGGUACCGAGGAACUGGUGCUCGAGUGGGUUGCGACAUGCAACUACUGGGCAGCGCGGAAGAGUCGCCAGCCCCUCGUGGGUGGUGUGUCCAACAUGGAGUACGGCUGGACGCGGGCGCUCAACCAGCUUGACGAUAACGGGCAGCCCCACGAGUCGCAGCCCCGUGAACAUCGCGAGCCCCAUAAGAUGGGCCUUGGGGCGCGUGCUCGUCUCGGUGCCAUCAGCCGUGUACGCGGCGCGUCGUCGUCUGGCAAUGACCGUGUACAGCUGGAGAAGAUCCACAUCAAUGAGUGGAAGCCUCCACCACACGCAACGAUGCCGUCGACGCUUGACGAGGAGGCGCAGCUCGAGUCGUUGUGCGCGUACGUCCAGGGCUUAAAGGAGGAACUCGACCAACACAAGACGAUCGAGGAGCCGAUGAGCCGGCUGUAUACACCUGGGUCCAAGAACGCGGUGCGUGCGCGCGAGAACUGGACUGCCAAGUCGCGCUACACCCACUCGGAGAUAUUCAAAUACGAGACGUACGUCGAGGCGCUGCGCAACGCGAUAAACCACCGUGUGCAGCGCCAGGGUGAGCGCAAGGUCGAGCGGUCCCUUAUCCGCUCGGCGCCGAGCAUUCGCCGCGAGGUGCCAUCCCGCAAGCUCACCGCGGGCGGAGGCGCAAGCCAGAUAGGCAUGGUGCCGGCGGCGCAAUUGGAGCACGAACCCGAAGGCGAUGCGUACGUUCGCAGGUCGGCUGAUCAGGGCCGGCAGAUACCCACGACGCAGGCGCAGGCGAUGUAA